Messenger RNA from Bradysia coprophila, 3003 nucleotides. It is a transcript of the gene Pak3, whose product is annotated as p21 (RAC1) activated kinase 3. NCBI's taxonomy places the organism in Eukaryota, Metazoa, Arthropoda, Insecta, Diptera, Sciaridae. Gene Ontology annotation, biological process: protein phosphorylation. The record is from RefSeq and is a predicted model, not a curated record. Gene Ontology annotation, molecular function: ATP binding; protein serine/threonine kinase activity.
CAUUAUCAUUUAUUCAUUUCGUGCUUUUUGUUGUGCUGAGCUGUCUUUUUUUGUGGGAGCGCCACUCCUAAUUAAAUUCAUUUAGUUCCUUGACGAAGGAAAUGUAAUUUUAUCAUCGGUUUCCUCAUCCUUCUAACAAACACAGAAUCGUAUACACAAGUGUGUAGUGGCUUUCUGUUCUCUAGUGCAGAGUGAAACAUUAAUAGUGUAAGUAGUGCAAAGAAACGACUUUCAAUAUGUCGAAAGGUUUCAAAAGUUUGUUUAGUAAACGGCAAAGCAAUAAAGACAAUGAACGUCAAAUAUCAGAAAUCGGCCUUCCCACCAAUGUUGUUCAUGAUAUACACGUCUCCAAAAACCAUAUGACAGGCGAUUUGGAAGGCCUGCCGAAAGCAUGGCUCAGGAUAAUGGACUCACAGAUCACCCAAGAUGAACAGACAAAAAAUCCGGAUGCGGCCUAUCAGGCGGUUCGAUUUUAUAAUUAUUCGAUCAAGAAAAAAGACAAUCCGGAACCGUUCAAACCGUUCAUUACCGAGGAGGCAAUACACGAAGAAUCAGAGGAGAUCGACAAAUAUGUUACGGCAAAAAGUGCUCACAAGAGUGUAGAGUCAUUAGAAAGUGGCGAAGACAGUUCGUCGGAAGCACCGGAAGCACCCCCACCGAUACCCCAAAAGAAAGCAAUGACACUUCCACCGAAACCAGCUAUUAUGCCAAAACCGAAAGCUGUGAGCCAACACGUCAAGUUCAAUCAAGGAUUAGAAGACUUAAGGAUAAUAAGCGAAAUUGAGGAUACAGUGGCGCCAGCUGACACUGAAGAAGGACUGAUUCUUCGAGCCAAGGACAAACGUCAACCGAAAUCGGACCAGCAAGUCUAUGCGGAAUUACGAAAAAUUUGCAAUUUGGAUGAUCCCACACGCAGAUACGAAACGAAAUUGGAAGUGGGAAAAGGUGCAUCGGGCGUUGUGUUCAUCGCAUUGGACAAAUACAAUGAUACGAAAGUUGCCGUGAAAACGAUCGAUCUGAAAAGUCAAUCGUCGAAGGAACUGAUUCUGAAUGAGAUUCGUGUCCUGAAGGACUUUAAUCAUAAAAAUUUGGUCAACUUUUUGGACGCAUACUUCAUCGAACCGGAAAACCAACUGUGGGUCAUAUUAGAAUACAUGGAUGGUGGACCGUUAACUGAUGUCGUUACCGAAACCGUGAUGAAAGAACGUCAAAUUGCAGCCGUCUGCCGAGAAGUGCUAAACGCAAUUAGUUUCCUCCACACCAAAGGAAUCAUUCACCGUGACAUCAAAAGUGACAACAUUCUGCUGGGUCUUGACGGAGCAGUCAAAGUUACCGACUUCGGUUUUUGUGCAAAUAUCGAAGGUGACGAGAAACGACAGACUAUGGUUGGAACACCAUAUUGGAUGGCUCCGGAAGUGGUGACACGGAAGCAGUACGGGAAAAAGGUGGACAUCUGGUCGAUUGGCAUUAUGGCUAUCGAAAUGAUUGACGGUCAGCCACCAUAUCUCAAUCAAACACCACUUCGAGCACUCUACUUGAUCGCAGCGAAUGGGCGACCUGACAUUAAAGAUUGGGCAAAAUUAUCGCCAAAUUUGCAAGAUUUCUUGGAUCGAUGCUUGCAGGUUGAGGUCGAUGUACGGGCAAGUGCCGAUGAAUUGUUGAAACAUCCGUUUUUGGAAGACUGUAUGGAAUUGAGAACGUUGACACCGCUGAUAAAGGCUGCCAGACGAAUUUUGAAACGGGAUUAACAUUUGACCUCUCGUCGUGUGUAUAGAACUAAAAUAAUUUGAAGUGCGGCUGUGAAAAUUGUAGUGCCUUCCGUCAUUUAUAAACAGUAAAACCAAAACCGAUUUUGCAGUUUCGGAUUUAACCAUCAGUCAAUCAACAAAAGGAUUAAUGAAUGGAUUCGAGUGCAACGAUCAGUGGAUCGAAUUUAUGUUUUUAAAUGUUUUCGGACAACAUUUUUGCCUAAUUAGUGGACUUAUCAACCACAACAUAAAUACAUUUAUACCCUACAAGCAUCGAUGGAACGCCGAGCUAAGUAUAUAUCGAAAUUCGAAAUGCAGGAUUUAUUGAUUAGAUAAUGCAAAUAACAACAACGGUUAUUACUACACAGGUUAAGGCUUACCAAUUCAAUUAGAUGAUAUAAUUUAGAGGUACGUUUUGUGUAAAAAAAAUUGAAACCAACGACCUCGAGAGUGUAAUCGAGUGGAAGGAAAUGUAAAAAUGAUUUUUUUCCCGAUGAUUUUAAAUACAAAAAAAAACUUUUUAAUUAAGUUGACAAACACAAACAUUCUUGGUAUGUUGCAUUUGAAUAGAACAUUUUGUUUUAAGAUUUGAUUUUAAGGUCACAUUUUCUUUCGUUAAUUUAUGUAUGAUAACUAGGGCAACACCAGUGUGUGUCACUAUGCAUUCUUUGUCAUUAACCUUUCAGUAACGGUUCUGGUCAUCUGGUAUUGUUAAAAGAGUGAGCUCCAAAUAGAAUUCUCUCAAAUAUCUCGUAUCUCGUAUCUCGUAUCAAACAAAACGGAACAACGUUAGAAAAAGAAGUAUCAGAUUUAAAGAAAAAAAAAUUGCGAUGUCCGCCGUUGCUGAAAGGUUAAUAACAGCAAAACUUUCACAACAUUCACAGAAUUUAAAUUUAUUUUAAAAAUGGACAAACUUUUUUACCGAAGAACUUCGGCCAUUUUGCAUGUACAGAAAUAUAUACAAAAAAUAUCGUUUUUAAGGUCCAACCAAAAUACAGUGUGAACAUGGGAAAACGUAUUAUUUUACAAAAAAUAAAAAUAAUUUUUUACGCUUCUGUGAUGAAUGUGUACGAUUUAAAUUUUUGAAGAGAAAAAACAAAAAUUUUGUGUUAAGAGAAUGUGAACCGAUAAGAAGCAUAGUUUGUAAGCAAAUCGAGUCAUUAAAUUUUUUUAGAAUUAUGUUGAUAGUCCAGACAAUCAAAUUCGGUAAAAUUUCUACGUUUUAAUGAUAAGUAAAAUUAAAAAAUUUUUGAUA